Messenger RNA from Racocetra persica, 367 nucleotides. Lineage: Eukaryota; Fungi; Glomeromycota; Glomeromycetes; Diversisporales; Gigasporaceae. The record is from the annotation of a GenBank genome assembly.
AUUAUUACAAAUCAGAAGGUUAUAGUUGAUGCAAUAUACAAGAUGAAUAUUCUUGGAUAUGAACUUUAUGCUAUUAUUGCUUUAUUUUUUGUCUACAAGAUUUAUGACCAAAGUGGAGUUCAAUGGCAAGGCAUAUAUCCAUUUAUAUUUUUACCGAUAUCAUUAUCAACUAAUACUAAUAAAGAAACUAUAUCAGUAUUAAAUGAUUUGACAAAUACUGCAUCUUUUCAACCUACGAAUUUGACAAAUGAAGAACAAGAAAAUAUUGGCAAUAAACAGUGGGCACAAGCAGUUCAAACAAGUUUCGAGGGUGUAAAUAAGUUGGUCAACGAUAUUAAUAAUUAUCAAAGACGAAUUACAAAUCCGU